Ceutorhynchus assimilis (cabbage seed weevil) is the source of this 2796-nucleotide messenger RNA. Lineage: Eukaryota; Metazoa; Arthropoda; Insecta; Coleoptera; Curculionidae. The record is from the annotation of a GenBank genome assembly.
AUGAAGAGAAAAGAAAAUGGUUCUCCAUUCCUGGUAUGGCAACACUGUGCUGAUUUGAACUUCUGUCAAAAAAAAGUGAGGUUAGAAAUCUACCGCAUUUUCCAAAUAAACCCAAUCUACAAGAAGUUUUUUAAAGUUAUCAGAAAAUUAAAUAAUGAAAUAAUGGCAAAUUUAGAUGUAAACUACUUGGAAGAGUUGAGGCAAACUUUCUACAGUGCGGAUCAUCGAAAUCAAGUCCCAACGAAAGGUAAAAAGGAGCAAAAACACAAGAGCAAACCGAAAAUCACGCUUCCUAAAGUAAGUUCAAAUACCCAAAGCAAUGGAAUACCUACUAUAAGCACAAUUAUUGAUACACCACAUUAUGUAAAUGGCAAAAAAUCUCAUGAGACAGCUAAAAAACAAUCAUCUGAGGCCCCAUUGAAAGGUAAAAAGAACCUCAAAAGCAGUGAAAAAAUUAAAAACAGACCUGAUACACCUUUUAAACUAAAAAAACCUGAUCAUAAUGAGAAUCCUGCCAAGGGCACACAACUAUCUGUAUGUGAAGUAGAACAUGAAAACAAGGUAAAAGGUAAAAAAAAGCUCAAGAGCAAACUCACAUUUUCUGAGACAACAAGCAGUGAAAAGAUCAAAAACAGAAUUGAUACACCAUUUAAGCUGAAAAAAACUUUAAAUAAUGAAAACCCUGGCAGAGGAACUAAAAGAAGAUUAUCUGAUGCUGAGCAAGAAGUCAAGCCUAAGAAGAAAAAAGAAAAACCUACAAUUAGCAAAGGUGUACAAUUGAAUUUUUCAGAAGAUGAAACUGUUGCUGAAGAGUUUAUUGAAAAGAGAAGAGAAAAACCAAAAAUCAAUGGCAAAGGUGUGGUUCGUAAAAAGAAAGUGAGCUGGACAUCAGAAACUGAAGCAGUUGAAGAGAAGAAACGAAAAACUGGUAAAAAAAAGAAAUUUGCAAAUUUAAAUCCUGUAAUUCCAUCAGAGACAAAGCCAAAAAUCAACACUAAACUGGUAGAAGUUGGUGAAGCACAACAAAAUGAAAAUUUGCAAAUAUCCAUAAUCAACAAUACUGAAACUGCUCACGAUUUUUAUGAUAACAAUAAGCUAAAUGUAAAAGGAAUGAAUUUGCAAAGGUUUUGCAACUUGUUCGUAGAUUCAUACAAUGAACAUUUUGAUGAAAUUGAUGAAUUCAAAGUGCCAAAAAAAUUCUAUAAAUCUUCCAAAAAUGAUAACAAAAUAUUUAAUAUUGGUACUGUUGAAAUUGAUUCAAAAUCAAGCCAAAAACAAAUUGAAUUAGAUGAGGCAAUAGCAAGUGAAGAUAAUACAGAAUCUGUAUCUGAUAAUGAAGAAAAUCAAAUUGUUCCUAAUAAUGAAAUAAUUGAAACCAAUCAAUCAUGUCCCCCUAAAAUCCUAAAAUUAACAAACAACAAUCAACUUAUAAUAAUCCCUGAACCAAAUCAGCUAAUCCACUUUCACGGAUUAUUCAAUCUCAAAGUACUAUAUGGAAAAGUGGAAAUUUUAGGUGCAACUUUAACCCAAAAUUCUCCUGAAAAAAAAAUCUAUUCACCCAGAGGCACUUCUUUACUCUACAUCAAAAAUACCCAUACACAAUAUUGCAGUGAUACAAUAAAAAUUAGUAGCCUAAUAGCAACUGACUUACUAAAUAUAGAAGACAAGAAUUUGGCCUUUGACCAUCACAGUGCAAUAUUAUUAUGUCAAGAGCUCAAAGAGCCUUAUAUUGAUUUCAUUGAAACCCACAUGCCUCAAAUAAUGUUUCCAGAAGCGACUUUGGGACCCAGAGUUGAUUUCCAAUUAAGUGGCAACUGGAAUAAAACACUUGAAUAUUCCAACUUGUGGGAAAAUGUAUUUGAUUCCAAAACUGUUAUUUGCGGUGGAAAAGGGGUUGGCAAAAGCACCUAUCUUAGAUACUUGGUUAAUUUGUUGUUGGGUAAAUUUCCAGAAGUACGAGUUGUGGAUUUGGAUUCGGGACAAUUAAUACUGUCUCACAUCAACAUAGGCCACGACAUACAACAAUACUCAAAGUCUGUCAGACAUUUAACAGAAAUCCUGGAUGAAAUGCCAUUAAUGCCUACAUUAAUCAACUUCCCUGGUUACACUCAAGGCUUUGGCCUGGAUCUUUCAGCAAAUUCAUUGAAAAUGCUGCAACCUCAGAUUGUAAUUGAAAUUAAAAGCAAAAAUCCCAGCAAAAACUAUAAAACAGACCUCACUGCAGAUUUUAUAAACAGUUACGAUGACAUAUUGGGUCAUGAAGACAUACAAGUUAACUAUAAGCAUUUCACAUUUGAUAGUCUCUGUGAGAAAAAUGAAGCUUGGGCGAUAGAGGCUAGGCCUUCAAGAGAAAUUUGCGUUUUGUCCUAUUUUGGGCAAAUGAUGUCAGAAAGCACUAAGAGCUUGACUUCUCACGAUUUAAGCAUGUUCACUAUAGAUAUAUCUGCAUUGAAUAUUGUGAACUUUGCAGGCGAUGUUAUAAAUCCAUUAGUUGUAAACGGAUGUUUGGUGGCCCUAUGUUCACUUGAAGAGAAAGAUGUAUUUGUUUCAUAUGGUUUAGGUUUGGUAAGAGGCUUGGAUUUGGAAAACGAUUAUUUAGUGCUUCUGACACCAGAGAAGGAUUUGGAAAAAGUCACCCAUUUGGUUUUGACAUCUGUUAGCACUCCACCCUCUCUACUAAUGUCUGCCAACGGUGUAAGGGGCAACAUUCCGUUUGUUAACAAAGGCGAAUUAGUGGAUUUCGGGCAGUUCACGAAGAGAUCUUAUUUGCCACCAAGUUUACUGAAAAGAAGCUGA